AUGGAGCAAGUUAGUUCGAGGAGUUACUGGGAUUUAUGCAAGACGUCUCUUUCGGUAAAUUUCAAGCCACGGAGAACAUGGCUGGGGAAGACAUGGAUAUUGGCAAUCCGUAAUCAAAGUGGCGUAACAAUACCAUUUCUGAGAGAAUCUUUCACAAGGGAUAGAAAACUUCAAGAUAUUCGAAAUUGGAUGACGUAUAGAAUGAGUUCUGAAAGUUCACCUUCGCAUAUGGGGGUGUGGGCAGCUUCAGCUUUUAGUCAGCCUGGGCUUCUGAACAACUCGAGCUUUCAUAGAUGCAGCUAUUUGAAGAUUUUUUACGGAGAAUGGAUCUUCGGAAGGUUCGAAAACAUCGUGGACCUCAAGGGCCUUAAAAUGAAGGUCACGUGCUUAGAGCGCUUGCCAUUUGAGGCAUCCAAAGCAGUGCUGGCGAUAGAUCGAUCCGAUUCGUGGAUCGAUCCGAAUCCACGCUAUCCUGAAUCUGGAUUGGAUCCUCGAAUCAAUUCAUAG
Messenger RNA from Lindgomyces ingoldianus, 507 nucleotides. RefSeq lists its product as uncharacterized. NCBI's taxonomy places the organism in Eukaryota, Fungi, Ascomycota, Dothideomycetes, Pleosporales, Lindgomycetaceae. Bases 1 to 507 code for a protein of 168 amino acids. The record is from RefSeq and is a predicted model, not a curated record. The transcript has 6 exons.